AUGUCCCGCCCCACUGCCACUCACCAUGGUUUCCAAGGAGACGAGCUGGACCUGAGCGACGUGCUGUGGUCCCAGCAGGAAAUAAACCGUCUGUUAUCAGAAGUCACGCGUCUCGAGGCUGAAGUCGUCCACUGGAGGAGACUGACGCAGACAACUGCAGCAGCUGGAGCCGGAAAUGGUGACCAAGCUGAGAUCCACCGGCUUCAAAGAACCAUAAACGAGCUGCGAGAGGAGAUGAGCCGAGAAGUGGACGAGCAUCAGCAUGAGCUGGCCGCACUGCAGGACGCUCAAAGGCAGAAACUGUCUGACGUCACGCGGCGCCACAGAGAAGAGCUCGGCGAGUAUGAGGAGCGGAUCGAGGAGCUGGAGGAGCAGAUUCACAACGCUGGUGGUCCGUCAAGUCCCACCACAGAUUCCUCCAAACUCAUGGAGCUUCAGAAAAUUAUCAGCUCUCUGCGGGAGGCGAGUGAUCGCAGGCUGAGAGAGAGUGAGGCUGUCAGCAGGCCGGUCCAUAAAUAG
Messenger RNA from Knipowitschia caucasica, 519 nucleotides. Lineage: Eukaryota; Metazoa; Chordata; Actinopteri; Gobiiformes; Gobiidae. The record is from the annotation of a GenBank genome assembly.